Cucurbita maxima (winter squash) is the source of this 2286-nucleotide messenger RNA. RefSeq names its product protein NSP-INTERACTING KINASE 2-like. The coding region runs from base 102 to 2135 and encodes 677 amino acids. Lineage: Eukaryota; Viridiplantae; Streptophyta; Magnoliopsida; Cucurbitales; Cucurbitaceae. The transcript is spliced from 4 exons. Gene Ontology annotation, biological process: protein phosphorylation. The record is from RefSeq and is a predicted model, not a curated record. Gene Ontology annotation, molecular function: protein binding; ATP binding; protein kinase activity. Gene Ontology annotation, cellular component: membrane.
AACAUCAUCUUUUAUCACCCCUCUGUCCCCUUCUUCUUCUUCCUCUGUCCUCUGCAACUCCAAAUCAAGAACACCCAGAAAAAACCGCCGGAUUCUGAGCAAUGCAGGUCCCCAUUUCCGCCAUUUUCAUUCACCUUCUCAUUUUUCUCUCGAACCCACUUUGGGUUCUUGGCAACGAUGAGCUCAAGGCCCUUAUGGACAUGAAGGCGUCUUUGGACCCUGAAAAUCAGUAUCUAGCUUCAUGGAGCGUCAAUGGAAACCCUUGUGGUGGCUCGUUUGAAGGGAUUGGGUGCAAUGAAAUGGGCCAAGUGGUCAAUAUGUCGCUGCAGGGGAAAGGGCUUAAUGGGAAGCUCUCCCCUGCCAUUGCUGGGCUUAAGCACUUAACAGGGCUGUAUUUGCAUUACAACUCGUUGUUUGGAGACAUUCCUAAAGAGAUUGCUAACUUGACAAUGCUUUCUGAUUUGUAUUUGAAUGUCAAUAACUUUUCUGGUCAGAUUCCGCCUGAGAUUGGGAAUAUGAAGAACUUGCAAGUUUUGCAGCUUUGUUAUAAUCAGUUUAGUGGAAGUAUACCGACACAACUUUCAUCUUUGAAGAAGCUUGCUGUUCUUGCUCUUCAAUCCAAUGAGUUGAGUGGUGCAAUCCCUGCAAGCUUGGGAGGAUUGGAUUUGUUAGUUAGAGUGGACUUGAGCUCCAAUCAUCUCUUUGGCUCUGUUCCUUCUAGACUUGCCUAUGCGCCGUUGCUUGAAGUUCUUGAUGUUCGGAAUAAUUCGCUCUCUGGCUAUAUACCUCCAGCUCUAAAGAGAUUGAAUGAAGGAUUCUUGUACCAAAACAACUUGGGAUUAUGUGGAGUUGGCUUUCCAUCCUUGAAAGACUGUGCUAGUUCAGGUCACACUACUCAAAACCAACCCGAACCAUAUGCCUCCGGGGUGAUGCCAACGCGUGACAUACCCGAAACAGCCAACGUUCAAUCACCAUGCAACCAUACUCACUGCCCGAGUUCAUUUAAAUCUCGAAACGCCUCAAUCAUUGGUGUACUUAUUAUGACUAUCACACUUUCAGCUAUUGGAAUCCUAACAUUCACACAAUACCGUCGUCGAAAACAAAAGCUUGGAUCAUCAUUCCACAUAACCGAUCACCGUCUCAGCACGGAUCAAAUCAAAACUUACAAGAAGAAUGGAUCCCCUCUUGUCAGUCUCGAGUAUGCCAACGGCUGGGACCCCUUAGCCGACGGUCGAGGCUUCAGCGUUUUAGCUCAGGAAGUGUUCCAAAGCUUCAGAUUCAACUUAGAAGAGGUAGAGACAGCCACCCAAUACUUCUCAGAUAUCAAUUUGUUGGGGAAGAACAACUUCUCUGCUACAUAUAAAGGGAUUUUGAGGGAUGGCUCAGUUGUUGCUGUUAAGAGCGUUUGUAAAACAAGCUGCAAAUCAGAAGAAGCUGAGUUCUUGAAAGGUUUGAGCCUUUUAACUUCAUUAAGGCAUGAAAACUUGGUGAAAUUUAGAGGCUUUUGCUGCUCAAAAGGCAGGGGAGAAUGCUUUCUUAUCUAUGAUUUUGUUCCUAAUGGGAACUUGUUGAGAUAUCUUGAUGUCAUGGAUGGUGAUAGCCAUGUUCUUGAAUGGUCUACCCGAGUCUCCAUUAUACGGGGCGUCGCUAAAGGUCUUGCAUAUCUUCACAAGAACGAAGCGAACAAGCCUGUUCUUGUUCACCAAAGUAUCUCAGCUGAGAAGAUUCUUAUCGAUCAGCGCUUCAAUCCGUUGCUCUCAGAUUGUGGCAUACAAAAGCUUCUUACGAAUGAUAUUGUCUUCUCUGAGCUCAAAGCUAGUGCAGCUCGUGGCUACUUAGCUCCUGAGUAUACCACAACAGGUCGAUUCACAGAUAAGAGCGACGUUUAUGCAUUUGGUGUGCUUGUGCUUCAAAUCCUCUCAGGGACUAGAAAGAUCACUAGCUCAUUGCGUGGUGCUGCGGAAGCGUGUCGCUUCGGGGAGUUCAUUGACUCGAAGCUCCAUGGUCGGUACUUUGAAUAUGAAGCGACUAAGCUUUGUAGAAUGGCAUUGCUUUGCACGCAUGAGUUGCAGAGUGAGAGGCCGUCGUUGGAAGCUAUUGUUCAGGAGCUUGUGACCUGCAGCAGCUGCCUAUGAAUGAAUGGCUUGGCUAACUGUUCACUUGGUGAAUUGUGUAUGAACUUUGUCCAAAGGACUGAACUUUGCCUGUUUUUGUUGCUAACAGUUUCCUGUGAAUGUGGGCUUCCGAGGAUUUUUAAGGCCUUUUACUAUUCUUUUAAACUUGUUA